ACAAAGAUGGCGAUGGAGAUAGGUUACAUUUCGUAAACAUCAGUGAAUUUAUCGUAUUUUGUUGUGGUUAAACAAGUCAGCUCAAUUGUUGUUGUCACAGAUGGUGAGACCAUUAUACAGGUAAAAUGCUCGACCUCGAAGUUGUACCGGAACGGUCUCUGGGGAACGAGCAAUGGGAGUUUGUUUUAGUGGUGUUCCCUUCAACACGCCCCAGGUGCGGCCAACCAUUGAACAGAUUGACCAGUCUUUUGGGGCCACCCAUCCAGGAGUGUACAUUGCAGACAAGAAGCUGUUUGUUCUGAAUUUCCGAGGUCUUUCAUUUGAUUUCUCCAUCAAUUCCAAAUAUGAGCCCAAGUACGCCCAUGGCCUGGGCUCCCUUCAGUUCCCCAAUGGUAUGUCACCGGUUGUGGCUCGCAUGUGUAUCUAUGCUGGGAACAGCCUCACAGAUGCCAGGGCCCCAGCUUUACCCGUUGCAUGUUUCUAUGGCAACUGUUUCUUGGACUGCCUUGAGGUUCUACGAGACAAUAACGUGACCUCUGGCCUCAAGUUCCUUCUAGUCACAGAGGGCAAUGUCCAAGGAAAACUGGUAGACCCUCGCAAGAAGUCUGUGGAGAGGAUCGUCAGGUUUGGUGACUCUGUGCAGGAUGUGGUGAGUGCCUUAGGCUGUCCCAGUCGGAUGUUUUACAAGUCGGAGGACAAGAUGAAGAUCCACUUGCCAGAUGCUCACAGACAUAUCCGAGCUCGCAGUGCAGACUACUUCUUUAACUACUUUACUAUGGGUGUGGAUUUCCUGUUUGACGCAGUAACACACACUGUAAAGAAAUUUGUCCUACAUACCAACUACCCUGGCGACUACAACUUCAAUAUCUACUGCCGCUGUGAGUUCAAGCUGCCCAUCACAGUGGAGCCCUCACGUCUCUCGCAGUCUCAGACCUUGAUGCUGGAGGACGACCUUCUCGUGAUCACAGCAUACUCCAAGUGGGAUGAAGUUCAGAAAGUUUUGAUGACCCCAAAGCAUCGACCCGUGAUCCUCAACCGCUCAGCCUCUACCAAUACCAGCAAUCCAUUCGGCUCAACAUUCUGUUAUGGUGUUCAGGACUUGAUCUUUGAAGUGAUGAGAAAUCAGCAUAUAGCAUCCGUCACCUUAUACCAGUCUCCUUCCUCCCGGGAUCCUGCAGCAGUCUCCUCCUCCUGACCUUAUCUUUAGUUUUCUUCCCCAUUUCUCUCCUUCCUUCCAUCCAACCCCACCCCCCCCUUCCCAUGUUCACUGGACACAGCAGCACCGCCAGCUUUAUUUAGCACAUACAGCCAUAACUAUGGUCUCAGACAUUGCAGGAAAUUUUUGUGUCCAAAAAGGAGAAUAGAUUCCUCCACUGCCACAUUACCCCUCCCUUUCACAAGUACAUACACUAUCCUCAUCAUCCACACACACCAGCCAACAUGUACUCGCACACGUACAUACACACAAAUACACACACACACACUCACGCACACAGACACUGAUUUGACAUACUGCACAGAUGACGCUCAACCUUUUAUAGACAGAAUAAAGAGGAGCAUGAUUACAUCAAGUUAAAUCUAGCAGCAGAAUUAUAUAUCUAUGUACUGAAGAACUUUACAAGUGUUUGAUGUUUGUGAUUUGAAAUUAUUGAGAUACCUUAGUUUUGCGGGUUAGAGAGUUUCUAGAAGGAUUUUAUGUCCAUGUAGCGAAGAGAAAAAAUGUUUAAAGACGAGUGAAAGGCUGAUGUCAGUUGUGUAAAUGUUGAGUGUUCGGAGGUUCGGUCUGUACUCUUGGACGCUGAGUCAACCUGUCUUUUCAGCCUCUCAAAAAGAGACUCGAGUUGCUAUAAGUGAAGCCUUUACAUUGUCAUAAAUAAAAUUUAGAUGCAUUUUUUUUAUUUUGGUUAAGAUUAUGUACCUAUCACUCUUGGAAAAUGUUCAGAGCAUUUGAAUAUUUCUCAUGAGAACAAUAUUCUUUGUGAUAAAGUGGUUAGAUUGGUGGGUGUGCAUUUUGUAGCGACUUAGGCUUCAUUAUGAUGAUUGGCUGUAAGGCAGACUUGUCAGUACCUGGAGGAUUGAAAAGUUUGUGAGCCGUUUGAUUCUUUGUUGUUUGGUGCAGAGCUUGGUGUGAAAUCACUACAGCCCCGAGCUGUCCCCGUCGUUUUAUGCAAGAAAAAUUAUGAAAUUAUGCUAACUGAGCCUAAUAGUGUGAAAUUAUGCGAUUCUGUUAAUUUUAACAAAGAAUGAUAAAGGAAAAUAAUAAGAAAUUAUGCAAAAAUGAUCAAAUUUUGCACAAUUAUGCGGGAUGCAUAAAACCACGGGGACAGCCCCGAGUAAGGCUGGCUCGUGUAAUUCCAUGACUGACCGCUGGAGCAGCUUCUGGCCUGGACAGGCUGGAGGUUGAAAGGUUCCUCUUUGGUGUGACAGUCAUCUAAUAGUGCAGAUGGAUCUUUUAAUUCGACUCAAUGCUUUUGUACCAUAACAUUCUUAUGGUGCUUACAGCAGAUACGCACUGUAGUCCUGUUAGCCACAAGGCAUGUUGUAUUUUUUUGUUAUCUACGUCUAAAGUCUUAGCAAAGCCCAAGUUAAAGUCUCAGUAAAGCCUUCUUUAAAUAUCACCAUUACAGCGGACAUAUUUUCUGGUAUAAGAAGUGUAUAUUGCACCAAAAUUUUACUUCUUUGUAUUUUCAAGAUGCAUCUCUCAACUUUUAGCACUUGCGAUUUAUUCCAUCCUGUUGUGUAUGAUAUUAUCAAUGUGACACUGAGCUCGUGCUGGGCUCUGUGGUUUUAAUAUCUUUUGGUAGUUGUAGAAGUGAGCGGCCUCUGAGUGAGUGUAGAGUUGGUGCUGAAAAAAAGGUGGAUUCCAGGCACCUGUUUCGUAUGCAUUUGUGUGUAUGUGUGUGUGUGUUUGUGUGAACGCUCCUGCCCAGGGUUUUGUUGUCAUUGUCAAGCUAAAAAUUUGGAGAUUUCUCAAUCCCUUUCAGUUUGUUCAAAUUUGGGAUACAUGUAUGUGCACUUUCCUAUUUUUCAGAGGUAGAUGACAUGGGCACAGUUAACUUUAUUUAUAAGACAUUUGUGUCUUUGAAUUCAGAGGUCGCUCUCUAUUCACAAGUCGCGUCUGGGCAGCAAAUUUGUGUGGGUUUUUUCUUUCCUCCUCUCUUCAGGAAAAACCAGUAGGUCAGAAGGUGCAAUGAGUUAAUUUCAAUGAUGUCUGUUAGUUGAUCAGGCUGGUUCCUUUGCCAUCAUACUUGUUGAUGGACUGGAAAACAUAAAGAAUUGUCUCAGGGUAAAGUGGAUAUACUGUGUGCGCUAGAGGAAAAAGUCAGCACUGUGUACAUCUUAGUCUCCAGAAGUUUCUUUCACCAAUGUGAUGGUGAAUUCUAUUCUUAUUUAGCUGUUGUCAGCAGUAUAUUUGCUUUUUUUUGUACCUUCUGACCUUUUCUUUUUCCAUGCCUUCCCCCCCUUCGCUCCCCAAUGCCUCACCUUUGCUCUUCACCUACCCUCUCCAAAUCAAUGUUGGACAACAUUUUUACCACUUUGGUAGUUCUCCCCCUUCACCCUAACCACAUUGAUGAAUCUGUCGAGAGUUGAGGCUGAAUGUUAUGCCAGUGCUGAAUGUGAACUUUGAAAUGUGAACUUUAUGCUUGGGGGUUGGACUCGAUGUUUGAACAAAUGCCUUAUUUUGUUAUUAGCUCUGGGUAUUUUUUCUCAGCUUUGCUUGACCUACAUUUUCAUGGGAGUUUCUUUUUUUUUGCUCUAUGUAGGUUCUUUUGGCGUGUUUUAUAAGCGACUCCCCUAUGUUUUGAAAACUUUGCCUUUUGUAAAAAUGAUCAAAUUUAAUGUGUACAGAAAGAUGUUAUGAGUUGUUCAAUUUGUUUCCUUUCUAAAGUUUGGAUAAUGUGAAUACCUGCAAGGUUUUCAUCCAUCUUUCCUCCCUACCCUUUAUCUCAUCCCAGCCUCCCUCCUCCCGCCCCAUUCCCUCUCAUCAUUGUCUUUCUUUCCAUUCUCUUCCUUCUCUUCUUUCCGCCUCACGCUUUUUCUCUCCUGCAUGUAAGUUUUAUGUUUUUCUGUGACUUCAACAGGGAAAGCUUUUUGAGUUUGUCGUCAGUACCGUCUCAUGUGUUUGCGAGUUCUCUUCUGAAUACAUCAGGAAGAAUUUCUACUCAAUUUCUGUGUAGGAGAGGAGAGAAAAUAAGGUAUAGUUGCAAAUAGCAAGCGCAAACCAUACUUUGUUGUUGUUGUUUCUUUAAGGUUGUUACCGAAGGGAUGCAAGUCUGGGCCUGUGUUCAGAUAUAUAUUGUUCUGUUUUGUUUUGUUUUGUUAUUGCACCUGUCGAGAGGCCUUGCCGAGGGCACUUGAUUGCUCGAAGGAAUUUGCCACAAGUCAGAAGAGAAUCUGUGAUUUGUUUAAAGUAAACUUCUGACGCGGGGCUGUCUUUUUGGUCUUGAAGGUGCUUAGUUUGUAGAAAAAUUGUCCGGCUCUCUUAUCUAUAAACAUUUACGCUAUGUACUUUAGCUUCUCCUGAGAUUUCUCUAUUUUGUCAUGACCAGAAAAUAGAGGAGAUAUUGUUUUUAAUGUAGCAUAUGAGGGAUUCUCAUUCUGUAGUUGGGAUCAUGUGAUGAUUCGAACCAGCAGUUUCCUGUUUCUUUUCAUCCCUGUGGGAAUAUAAGGCACAGUACAAAUGUGAACCAACUCGCAUUAAUAGCGAAAGCAGAAAGAUUGUAUUUAACUUUCACCAUAAACGUGAUGGAAAUCAGGCAUAUUUUCGUACUAGAUCUAGUCUCAAAUGUGCUGUAUUGAUGUAAAGUAACCAGCAUGCAUGACAAAACUAGCAUUAUUUAACUUUAACUUUGGAAGUCAGGCUCUUUGGUUCUAGUCUCAUUACCAUAGUACUGCUGGACAGACACAGAAAAGAAGACGACCAUCACUUUCAUGUCCGAUGUCUGUGGUCGAAAGUGUUUUUACAUGUCUGAAUGUGGUAGAUCUGGGGAUUUCUCUUCUUUUUGAGUGUGUGGACAUUUUCUUUCUAUAUUGUUGUUCUGUUGUUCAGGUGGAGAAAUAGUUACAUAUUCCUCAGUAAUGCCAUAAUUUUCUUUGUUUUCUGUGAGUAUAUCUUGUCUUAUUAGACAUUAACCAAUUAUAUUGAUAAUAUUAAUGAGUGUUUUCAGGGCAUUAAUUUGUGUGUUACAGGUCAAUUUGGUUGUCUUUAACUCUAUUACACUGAUGAUUAUGAGAGACAGACUCUAGACAAUGCUUUGAAUUUACAUAUCUGCUGUACCAGUUUCCACGUUAUGAUGACGAGGCCCCUGUGUCUGUGUUCUGUUUCCAUGCAGCACCAUGUACUUCAUGAAUAAUUAAUGUAUUACGUCUUGCUAUCGUUCAGAUUGAGGCUGAAUUCGCUGAGACUGAAGUGGGAAGGACUGCCAGAAGUACGGUGAUAUAAAUGUAGAGAUUGAGAUUUGGGGGAGGGGAGAGAGGUAGUUAUAAGUUUAGUCUUUUCCCUUUGGAGUUGUCCAUAUAAAGUGAGAAAUUAUCAAAUCAUUAUUGAAGUUGGACUUUUAGAGAUGAUUUCAGUUGUGUGCUUUUCAGUGACUUGAGCCUCACCUUGAACGGCCACACCUCUAGGUGCAAAGCACUAGUCUCUAUAUUUGUUGUAUGAUGCUCUGCAGUGGUACUUUGGGGUUUCAAAGUACUAGUCUAUGCAUUUGUACUAUGAUACACUGCAGUGGUACUUUGAGGUGACUGAUAUACAUUGACAGUGGAAGCCAAUGUUUUUGCCAUACUUAGGUGGUACGCCCACUAUAAUUUUUUGCAUGUUCCAGGCAAUGAUUUUUCGGGACGUCAUCACCCGAAUGACAGGCACGAAAAAGGAUGCGCGUCCAUUUGCCGCUUGCUGAAGGCAGGCAAAAUCUCGAGUCUGUGGUUUGACGCUACUUACAGCUGAAGUUAUUGCCUCAAUUGCUUUUAAGAACAGCUCAAAUGUAUGGAAUCUAAUGUAAAACAAUUAUUUGUAGCGAAUAUUAGAUGAAAUUGGGACCAAAAAUAUACUUACGGUUCAAAAUUAUUCUUUUUUUGGGGGGGGGUGAAUCGAGGAGCGGCUGCAGAUUUCACGCAAGGCAAAAGAUCCUGCAUGUACGAAAAUCAUGUUGCUCGAUAAACUUUGCCUGAUGCAAGCAAAAUAUCUAAUUUGCAUACAAUGCUUUGCCUGGAGUCGGCAAAAAAUAACAAGUGGGCACAAGGCCUUAUGAUGGAAAACAUGAGUGAAAAGUUUUGGUCGUUGGAUUAGAAUUUAUGAUAUAAAGAUGAGGAGAAAGUGAGCUGUGGCUUAGACUAGAAGGCAACUGAUCGGAGAGCAAGUGUUUGAGGUAGCUUUCCUUGCAUCCCAACAAUAUAUGUGGCUGUGUUUAAUCCUUUCCCUACAAAAUAUGUCAUCUGGCAAUGAGUUGUGGCUUUAGGGUCGAGGUUACUGAGAGGUUGAACCCCCCCCCCCCCCCCCCCCCAGAUAAAUGCUGAUUCUCAAUGUAUAUUGUUUCUUUUUAAACAAACUUCUCAUGUUCACUAAAGCUGGUGUCAACUUGUACAUGUUCCCUCCAGUAACAAAAAGAAAGCAGUUAUAUGGAAAACUUAGUCAAACUCUGUUGGCACGGAAGUAUAUUUUCAGCUAUGUCUAAGCUUAAGAGAUUGUCGCCUGCACUCUCUCCCCUCCCCCCGUCCCAACCCCACACACACUUUAAAGCUUGACAACAAAGCUUAUAGCCUGAUGCAGCCAGUUUAAGGGUUAACCUGUAGUCUUUACGACCAUUAUCUUCAAAUAUUUUAUGAGGAUAUUUCUUUCACACAUUUUGAGGCCUUACCCUCUAUUCUAAAUCAAGAAUUCUGGUCAGAGCAUUUUCAUUAGCAUCCAAAGGAUUUGUCCUCUCUUUUAUAACAUUUUGAUUCAGUUGUAGUUUAAGGAUGUUACUUAGAAUGUUUUAAACUGUAAAUACCCAAUUUCCAGCUUCUUAGUUAUGGGUACAAAUCUAAGGGGUGACCUAAAAAAAAUUUUUCCGAGCAAUUCAGAAAAAUUCUCAGGAGAUCUCAAAUAUGGGCCUAACUUGUUUUAAUUUUCACUUUCCAACUUUUUGCUGUGAGUACUUUUCAGUUUCUGAUGAAAAUGAGUACCUCUUGUGAGCUUCUCCCUCUCUAGAAUGUUGUUAUAACACUAAUAGAUAGAUGCUUAAUAAGCAGUACUUAAGCAAAGUUGAAAUGGUCAUAGUUAUCAGGGACCAUGAACGUAUAAAUAGUCCACCAAAGAUGCUGUACACCAGAGAGUGUCUGCAUCAAACUUCAUGUCAUGUACUCAUGCAGUUAGUUACCAAUGCUUGCAACUUUCUAUCUGAAAUACAUCUUAUUUCUUUUCCUCAAGUACAUUUUAUCUCAUGGAAUGUUGCUAAAUAGCCUACAGCAUGGACAUUAUGAGUCAUGUGAUUGUUUCUUUUUUUUUUUUUUUUAAGGAAUUUUGUUUUAAAAGUUAGUUUUGUUUGAGAAAGAAAUUAGUUAACAGUGAGAAAGAUGAAAAAUGGCACUAUAAGUUACUAUUACUAUACUUUGACCAUUAGGCUCACCAGGUACUAUCAGCAUUGUGAAAGAAUGGAAGAGUUGCUUUUCUCAUACCAAUUUUAUAAGAGCUGACUGCCUGUGUAAGCACAGUGGUCCCUUUGAGCUGAGGUAUUGGUCCCUUUGAGCUGAGGUAUCCUUAAAUGUGCAGCAAAGAGUUUCAUUUAUAGAGGAAUGAUUUUGUCCGAGAGGAUAGAUCGGUAUAUAUAUAGGCAAAUUGGUCAGUCACAAUUAUAGUAGUCAUCUCUGGAUGGGAGUUGUAACUACGUUGGAUGAAGUGAUUAUUGAUUCAAAUACCGAGAGUGAAAUAAAUGUAGAAUGAUUUAUUUUGUCAUUGUGAAAAGACGUGGUGAAAUAAAUGUACAAUGAUUUAUUUUGUCAUUGUGGAAAGACGUAGUGAAAUAAAUGUAGAAUGAUUUAUUUUGUCAUUGUGAAUAGACGUGGUGAAAUAAAUGUAGAAUGAUUUAUUUUGUCAUUGUGAAAAGACGUGAUAUCUCAGCAGGUAUAGGGGCAAAUAUAGAGAUAUAUAUAAAAGUUUUAUCUGACUGGUGCGUACGAGGAUGAAUGUUUUAUUGUUCAUUCUCAUUCCUUGCCUCAUGAUCUGUAUGACUUGUUCACAAAUAUACUUCUAGUAACCUGUGUAUUCAUGUAACUCAUCACAUCAUGAAUGUACUCUUUCGUGAGGGAAAAAGGAACAGAAUGAAACAAUGUGUAUACUUCUUGUCCUUGUGUUAUAGUACAUUUAUGUGCUUGUCUUGUAACGCCACACAUCUUACAUAAGCAGUAAGUGUUCAGGGUAUUGCUGUCACCUCCUAGUUUGCUGGAUGUUUGGGUUUUUUGUUUUUUUUUCACUCUUGAGCAUAAAUAGAGGGGGCCAAGGCAUUCCUCAUCUCAGACAAUGUACACAUGAUGUAUGUUUAUUUAUUCCUACUCUUUAUCAAUUUAUGAUCUCUUGCAUAAAACCCCAUUAUCAACAUCUGGGAUCUCUUGCAUAAAACCCCAUUAUCAACAUCUGGGAUCUCUUGCAUAAAACCCCAUUAUCAACAUCUGGGAUCUCUUGCAUAAACCUCGUUCUGCCAUCUCAUCCCGUUUCUUUGUUUGUCUCCUUUUCUUUUUUUCUUUAUGGUUUAACCCUUUGUGGGUAUUUCCCUAUUGAGUUGUUCAUUUGCUUCCUGGCAUAGUUCCAUGUCUUGUUUCUUUUUGUCGGAGCAUGAUACACGAGUGCGUCGUCACCAUUUCCUAAUCUGUCCUCGACAACACGCUAGUAGUCAACAAAUUCCAGUUUGCUUCUGCUCUUUAUAGCGUCUUUUGGAACGUGGUAAAUAUUAUCUGUACUGAAAUCAAGUGCACUUUUUCGACAUUCAUACCACCCCAUUGCUUUUGUCUCAUCACACACUGACUCACUUAUGUACAUUCUAGCGAUAAAUGCAAGAAUUCCUUAUGAAAUUUCCGUUUGUGAUUGACAUGGGGUAGUUAAUUACUGUUGUGAAAAAUUAAGAGCUCUUCGCUGUUGUCCAUAUGUUUGCAAGCCAUAAUUUUGUUCAUAGUAUAGAAUCUUCAUUUGUGGGGAUGUACCAAAACUGUGGGAUUGAAGUCUCAGUUCCCUAAACUGUUAUUAAUGAUAUUCUGUAGGAGUGAAAUUUAUAAUGGAACCCUUAAGAGAUGUGGGAACAUGGAUGUAGGCGUAAAAUAGGUGGUAUUGAUAAGAGUUUUAAGAGAUUUGGACUUUUGAGACCUUGUUUUAUUUAUUUUUUUCACCAUAUCAGCAAUACACACAGGCCUCUGUGGAGCAGCGGUUAAGCGCUCUGUCAUAGCAAGCAGAAGCCCUGAGUUCAAUUCCUGUGUGUGGAGAAUUCUUUUUAUCAAGUGUCUCAGUGUUUCUGUUGGGAUGUUGUAUCGCUCUUAGCCCAGGUUGAUGCCCACUUUGUAAAUGAUCUAAAUUGUGUUGAUGGGGGCAUAAAACAUCUACAUUGGAAGAAAAAAAAAAAGCAAUACUCAUAUGCAGCCUCUGCAUAACCCCUUCACUUGUAAGCUCUCCCGCUAAUGAAUUAAUUGUGUUUUCACCUUCAGUGAUAUGCUUUCAUCUAGAGUUAAGAGGCAGUUUAGUGAUAAUUUUUCAAUUUAUAACACAUUCAACAUUUCCUUGCAGCUCAGUUUUUACAUUUUUGAAAGCUAGCUUCCUAUGAUGAACAUUCCUGCCAGUGACAGAAGAGAGUAGAAUGUUUUAGCAACACUCAUCCUGCUUUUGUCAUGAUAGCAUAUGGAUGAUGCAGGGUGCAAAUCGCGCAAGUCUGAUAUUUGUCUAUUUAUUAUUUUAUCUUUUAGCACAAUGUCAUAAGGCGGAAAAAUAUCUAGCUGAAACAAAGACUUCAUAUCCCUUAAAUGUGAAUUCAAAAUCUGGUAGCUAAGCAUUCGGUUUUAUCUAACAACUUACAGUUUUUCGCUCCUUUUGAAAAAAAUUAAAUGUAGCCCUCGUGGAUUUGGCAUUUGUAUAUUCAGUACGAUUGACUUUUAAAUAAAAGCAAUGUGUAUCACUACAGUUGUCCAUAUCUCAAGUCGUGAUUUCUGAAGCCCUUGAACUUUCUCAUCCAAAAUUCCAACUAUUUAUCCAGCUCUACCUCUUCCUCACUCUCCUUUUGUUGUGAGAUAUCGGUCAGAAGUAAGCUGCGAGUGGUUGGAGGGCACCACUGGUGGGUCCAGCUGGACUUUUGCUCUGCUUUGUCUGACAAUCCAGUUUUGUAUUCUCCUACUUGCACUUAAAUGACAUCGUGUCUUUGUGCUUUUCUGUUCUCAAACAAAAGAAAACUGAGAAAAAUAUGCGAAGAGAGAAUCCUUUGAGGAGAAAACUUUUCUGCUGGACAUAAAUAUAUUUUUACAUGUUAAAGAGGAGAGUGGUUGCCUCAGCCUUUGCAAACUUGCAGAAUUUUCUUCUUUUAUGUUCUAUUAUUCUCUUUCAGAUUUGUAUGGCAUCAUGAUAGAAGCAGGUGCUCGUCAACAUAUUGAAUGUGAAGAAGACAACACUUUUCCGACCAUCGGGCAAUUUUAAUCCAAUUUUUGUUUUGGGCUUAACCCCUUUUACAUCAAUUGAAAAAUAAGGUCCUGUGUUGGUUUUACGUCAAAGGUACAAAAAAAAGUAAUUUUGCAUUAUCCAAGGACACCACAUAUUAUAUGGAAGUCACUAAACUUUCGCAGCCACUUUCUCUGUAAUUUUACCUCUGACAGCUAGUGGCCCCCACCUUCUUCAAUCGCAAAUAUCUCAAUUCCUAUUCAAGAUAGAUUGGUAUUUUGUUCAUCAAAAGAAAGACAAAUGAAAAAGCUAUACUAUAAGAGGAGAUCAAUAAAUCUCUAUGUCCCAGAACUGACGAGUGCCUGAUUCCACCAUUUCCCGACACAUUUGUUUUUGGUUGGUGUUUUCUGCAUCUUCACGCGUAAAUCCAACAACCACAAAACUAUCAUUUCCUUGUGCCUCAUUGCCUGCCUCAGCAUUUUGCUUUCGCACUCAAUAUCAUUGUUGAAAGGAAACCAUUUUCUUACUUGUAUUUGGCAUAAAUCAUGUACACUGUGUAAUGUUAUAUAUAUUAUAUAUAUAUACAUAUAUAUUUUCUAUAAUGCUCUGCCAAUAAGUGGGAGGUUUGUACUAUGGUUAACUUUUCAUUCAUAUUUUCCUCUACCUUUAUUAUGGGACAGUGCUAAUUCUUGUGAUAUAGCAAUGAACACGAGAUAUUUUGUCUUGCAUUACAUGUCCAAGUUUCUCUAGACGUAGAAGAAUAUGAUUUGUGGGUAGCUUGACUUGUAGCUGAACCUUACUAUUUUUUCAUACAAUUACAUUUUACUUUAAUGAUUUUGAUUUCUGAGCGUUGGAAAAGAAACUGUGAUACAUACCAGGAUACAGAACUUGUUUAUUUCAUUAGUUAUUUUGAGACUGUCCACAUGUGGAGAUUGAAUUGGCUGCCUGCAGAAGGUGGAAAGACAACAUUGUGUGUUUGUUUGUGUGCGCUAUUUGUUUGUCUGCCAGUAUGUUCGACGAUUUGUUUUCUUGCUUAUAUUUUUUCCCCUUCAGAAGCAAACUUUUGCUCUGCUCCCAUCAGCAUGAAGAAAAUAAAGAGUUAAAGUGUAUCCACCUU
Messenger RNA from Aplysia californica (California sea hare), 11720 nucleotides. Its product is annotated as UPF0183 protein C16orf70 homolog. Gene Ontology annotation, cellular component: trans-Golgi network. The record is from RefSeq and is a predicted model, not a curated record. Lineage: Eukaryota; Metazoa; Mollusca; Gastropoda; Aplysiida; Aplysiidae. Gene Ontology annotation, biological process: Golgi to plasma membrane protein transport.